Klebsormidium nitens is the source of this 2331-nucleotide messenger RNA. The record is from the annotation of a GenBank genome assembly. Lineage: Eukaryota; Viridiplantae; Streptophyta; Klebsormidiophyceae; Klebsormidiales; Klebsormidiaceae.
AAACAUUUCAUUGUCCAUGCAGCUUGUUGUACAACCAGGAACGGCAAAUGCAGACGGCUUUCGUGUAGGUACCUACCUGUGUUCCCAAUGUUCGAAUCCCAACAGCCUGGUUGCGCGCAGCGCUGAAUCGCUGCCGAACUUGAUGUAGAAACGCCGCCUCUGUGCAGAUAAAGUGCACACUCUGAUCUCUUUUUGUCAUGGGAGUUGGGUCAAAGAAUGGGUUGACCCCUUUUAAGAGAGGAUACUUACAUUUGAAGCUAAAAUCACGAGCUCAGGUGGACAAUGCUCAAGAAACGGUUGAAAAACUUCAGAGCUAACUACUAGGCUUGCCCAUUCUUUUGGUGAUAUCAGCUUCCGAACACUUGCUGGGUGUAGGACUGGCAAAAUGAUAGGGCACAUUUCUUUGUGCGUGUGACGCCUUGCGGCUAUUUUGGGUGCCAGGCCUCACCCAAUGUUCAAUUUGGUGUCAAUGAGAUCCACAGUUGUAAGUGAUCUCCAACGAGCACUUCAAGAAACCCCCUCAACAGUCCCCUGUCGCGGCCAGCCACAAUCCCUCUUUGAGCGCUCUCACCCUCAGGCUUUACCUCUGUCGAUAGGUCCAUGUCUUCAGGGGCGCGCCCCGCGUGUUUCCUGCUGGACUCCAUGUGAGCUCCCGGCAUAGCGGACCGCUGGGCGCAAGCUCGAACGCCUGUCUUGAUGUCUCAAGUGCGCAGAAGGGGUCGUCCCUGUCCCCUGUCGAAUAGCCAGUGAGUUGGCUGUGGUUGGGGGCAAGAUUAGACAUUGCGCCCUGAGAAUUGAACCAGGCUUUAUCAGGUCCAGAUGUAGCGCCAACAGAGAAUCUGCAGCUUUGGUCCAUGGCGAAGAGCUCUUCCUGGAAAGCCUAUCUUGCGGUCUGCGGGGUGGUGGCUUUCCUGACGCUGUUCAUGCUGGGUAAUGUGGGGUUACCCAGCAUUAACCAGGAGGUUAAGGGUGGUCAAGAACGAGGAAGUGCGACGGGAGAAGAAAAUGCCACGUCCGUUGGACAGGUCGUCGAAGCCGCACUCGAAGACCUCCGGACGGAUCUGAAGCUGUUCCCCUCCGAAGUGCGAGCCAUAUUUCGGGAAGAAGUCAACUCCCUGUUUCGGGACGAGAUCCACAGAGCGACUGCCGCGCUCCAACAAGCCUUCCCACUAACCCAGGGUUCCGAGCUUAACCCAGAUUCCCUAUCAAGGCAAGGGUUUAAGGCAGAGAGCGUGCUAAAGCGGCGAGACCUAGGGCGGUUAACGAAUGAUAGGUUUGAGUUGACCGCGGAAGAAAAGGCGUGGGCUGUGAGGCCGGACUCGUUUUGCAUCGGGUUGGGGGGGAACGUUACGGUGCUGACGGUAACCCCCGGUUUGGAAACGCACAUCGACGAGUCGGAGAUGAAGGAGCGAGGGAAAAUGAGCAACUUGGGAGAGGCGUACGUGCAGAAGAUGCGGCGUAACAGAAUCCUGUACAUAAAGCGUCACGGCUACGAGUACUGCGAACUCCAAGCGAAGACGGAUCCGACCCGGCACGCGUCUUGGAGCAAGAUUCCGAUCACCAUGCAGAUUCUUCAAACCAGCCCCGCUGUUUUCCACAUGGACGCUGACGCAAUCUUCGUCGACAUGAAAAAGAGCAUUGGCACGAUGCUCAACGAAGCGGGCGCUUCCGACGCCGAGCUCGUAUACACCAACAAUUACGAUGGUGACAUGACAGACAACCAUUCGCCGAUAAACGCGGGGGUUUAUUUCGUGCGCGCCUCUGAUUGGACGCUCUCGUUUUUGGAGCGCGUUUACACCGACUACCCGCAGGCCGUCGAUCAUGAGUGGCGGGAACGGAAGGCGAUCCAGGAUUUCCGGGACGAGCACUUUGAGGAGUGGGAUAAGCACGCGCGAAUCAUCCCGCACUGGCGGAUGAACUCUCGUCUCGACUGGUACAAGUACGGAGACUUUAUUGCGCACGGGGCAAUGUCGCCGAAGCCUUGGCGAUUUCAGCAACUACUGAAAUACAUGCUCAUAAGCGAUCCGGAAGGAGAAGGGUGGUGGGUCAGCGUCAGUCUCGGUCAAUACGAGGGGUAGCUUGCAACGUUACGACGAUGUCCUUUCUUCUCGGGUAACAUUCUUCGCAGUCUUACGUUUGUGGACCAUGCUACAGAUGGCAGGCGUUCAGAUUCUCCACAAAAAUGGACUAGGCAUUGAACCUUUAUGGUAUCAACCUCAAUCCGAAUCACCGGACAGCGGCGGAAAGGCGUACGUUAUGCUGCACUGAAGUUUUGAAAUAGCCGCUUGCAAGUCAGCGUAUCGCUUUCUCACAUUUGUUAGAUAAUCCGAC